Molecule: messenger RNA, 1742 nt
Organism: Dromiciops gliroides (monito del monte)
Lineage: Eukaryota; Metazoa; Chordata; Mammalia; Microbiotheria; Microbiotheriidae
Gene: HSD17B6
Product: hydroxysteroid 17-beta dehydrogenase 6
Exons: 5
Coding region: 155-1123 (322 amino acids)
Molecular function (GO): oxidoreductase activity
Source: RefSeq, a predicted model, not a curated record
GAGAGAGAGAGAGAGAGAGAGAGAGAGAGAGAGAGAGAGAGAGAGAGAGAGAGAGAGAGAGAGAGAGAGAGAGAAGCCCGAGCAAGCAGCCUAGUUGAGAAUUCCUGAAGCUAUUAAGUAGUUCCUAUCUAUCAGCGGAAGACCAAUUGCUUCCAUGUGGCUUUACUUGGCUGGCCUCAUUGGCCUUUACUAUCUCUUUCGCUGGUACCGGGAAAGACAGGUGGUGAGUAACCUUGGAGACAAAUAUGUCUUCAUCACUGGCUGUGACUCUGGAUUUGGGAACCUUCUGGCCAAGCAGCUGGACCUUCGAGGCCUGAGGGUGCUAGCAGCCUGUCUGACAGAGAAAGGGGCCGAGCAACUGAGGCAUGAAACUUCAGACAGGGUAAAGACAGUGAUCCUGGAUGUAACCAAGACUGAGAACAUCACUGCAGCUGCCCGGUGGGUGAAGGAGCACGUGGGAAAUAAAGGACUCUGGGGCCUUGUCAACAAUGCAGGAGCUAUCUUUCCAGAUAUUUGCUUUGAGCUGAUGACCAAGGAAAAUCUUAUAAAGACACUGAAUGUAAAUCUGAUUGGAUUAAUUGAGGUGACACUAAGCAUGCUACCGAUGGUGAAGCAAGCCAGGGGGAGGAUUGUCAAUGUCUCUAGCAUCUUGGGGAGACUUGCUUUCCUAUCAGGGUCCUACUGCUGUUCCAAGUAUGGAGUAGAAGCGUUUUCAGACCUUCUGAGGUGGAUCUGUUUCAGGCUCCAAAUUCAACAUUCUGGGGUGAAAGUCUGCAUAAUUGAGCCUGGCUAUUUCAAAACAAACAUGACAGAUACUCUGAAGUUCCAGGAAAAAUUCAAAAAUGCUUGGAAUCAAGUCCCAGUGGAGAUUAAAGAAAGCUACGGACAAGAAUUCUUUGAGGAAUCUCUCAGCUUUAAUAAAAAGUCACUGGAUAAUUGUUGCACCAACUUAAACCUGGUGACUGACUGCAUGGAGCAUGCUCUGACAUCCUCUUAUCCCCGAUAUCGCUAUUCAGCUGGCUGGGAUGCUCAGUUCUUCUUUAUUCCUAUGUCGUAUUUGCCUACAGUAUUGACAAAUUAUAUUUUGUCUAAAUAUUGUUACAAACAUGCACGUUCUGGCUAAAGAUGGAUUGGAAAGCUGACUUGUGAAGAAGGAACUGAACACAAUGAAAUUUGAUGAUGGUGUUUCUAUAGCUUUUAAAGAAAAAAUUGUUUUUGUGGGGCGAUGAGGGUUAAGUGACUUGCCCAGGGUCACACAGCUAGUAAGUGUCAAGUGUCUGAGGUCAAAUUUGAACUCAGCUCCUCCUGAAUCCAGGGCUGGUGCUUUAUCCACUGUGCCACCUAGCUGCCCCCCUCUUCUCCCAUUUCUAACAUUUGCUGAUUAUAAUCUAAGACAAAUGGAAAAUUUUAGUUACCAGUUAACCAAAGUUUGUAAGUCAGUAAUCCUGAUUUUACAGAUGAUUCUUUAUCAAUUUUAGCCUGGAUUAGGGCCAAAGCUUAUAUUUUGCCUCUUUUGUGGAAUAAAAUGCGUGGGCUUCUGAGAGGCUCUUUUUUUUUUUUUAAAUUUAGGUUUUUGAAUCUACGUUCUGAUGGUUGAGGUUGCUAGAAACCUGUUGUUAAAUGGAUAAAUGGGGUGUCUGGUUAGAAAACCUACUUAAUGCUGAAAUGAUACUUCAUUGUUGAAUAUAAGGACCAAUAACUGUGAAAUAUUGGGAGAAAAUAAACUUUCUUGUUGAUUUUAA